This is a messenger RNA of Mytilus trossulus (common blue mussel), 963 nucleotides long. Its product is annotated as protein phosphatase methylesterase 1-like. Lineage: Eukaryota; Metazoa; Mollusca; Bivalvia; Mytilida; Mytilidae. The record is from RefSeq and is a predicted model, not a curated record. Bases 1 to 963 code for a protein of 320 amino acids. The transcript is spliced from 12 exons. Gene Ontology annotation, molecular function: protein methylesterase activity. Gene Ontology annotation, biological process: protein demethylation.
AUGUCCGUUACAGGAGACUCCGUUACAACAGACGAUGGAGAUCUUAGUUCUGAAACAAUGUCUAGUGAUGUUGGCAAUAUAGUGAAGGCUUUAUAUGGAGAAGAUCCACCACCUAUUAUACUGGUAGGACACAGUAUGGGAGGUUCUAUAGCAGUUAACACAGCCUUCAGACACCUGAUUCCGUCUUUAAUUGGUCUGAUUGUCAUUGAUGUUGUUGAAGGAACAGCUUUGGAAGCUUUAACCAGUAUGCAGAGUUUUUUGAGAGGCAGGCCAGCUGCAUUUAAAUCUCUGGAAUAUGCUAUUGAAUGGAGUGUAAGAGCAGGACAAAUAAGAAAUGUAGAAUCAGCCAAAGUUUCAAUGGUCGGUCAGCUUAAAAGAUUAGACACUGCAGAAACAGCUACCUCACAACUUGAUCAUGAAAACGAGAUGGAAGUUGUCACAUCAACAAGUGAUACAAUAGCGGAAGAGGAUGAAGAGGAGGAGAAUGGGGAAAGUAAAACAUUUAAAAAUAGCACAGACCGAUUACAGAGUACAGACAAACUAACCUCAGACACAGCCGAAUCAUCUAAAAAACCACAGCAACACACAGAAAGUUUAAAAACACCUGAAAGUUCUACAAAAUAUACUUGGAGGAUAGAUUUGGGCAAAACAGAACCUUUUUGGAAAGGCUGGUUUCAAGGGCUUUCAGAAAAGUUUUUAUCAUGUGAUUGUCCCAAAAUGUUAUUACUAGCAGGGGUGGAUAGACUAGACAAAGAACUUACCAUAGGUCAGAUGCAGGGAAAGUUCCAGAUGCAGGUUUUACCUCAGUGUGGUCAUGCUGUGCACGAAGAUAGUCCAGAUAAGGUAUAUGAUAUAAAUAUUUUUGUACAUAAUUUUGUGGCCGAUGUCCUUGCCACAUUUAUGGUCAGAUAUAAAGUUGCUCAAGCUACUCAUAAUUUUGAAAGAGCAUUCCCAGGCUGUUGA